Panicum virgatum (switchgrass) is the source of this 1230-nucleotide messenger RNA. RefSeq names its product proteasome subunit beta type-6-like. The record is from RefSeq and is a predicted model, not a curated record. Lineage: Eukaryota; Viridiplantae; Streptophyta; Magnoliopsida; Poales; Poaceae. Gene Ontology annotation, cellular component: proteasome core complex. The coding region runs from base 179 to 916 and encodes 245 amino acids. Gene Ontology annotation, molecular function: threonine-type endopeptidase activity. The transcript is spliced from 8 exons.
GCCACUACCAAACACGUCGUCGUCUUCGUCUCGGUUUCUUUCUUGCGAGGGAGGCAGAAGCCGAGGCGUCUCAAGUUCUCAACCUCUUUCGCUGCUGAAUCGAACCAGACCAGACCACCACCGCUCCGCCUCGCCUCGCCGGCUAGCUUUUCGCCGCCGCGGAUCUCGGACCGCCGCCAUGGACUCCGCGCACUCGUGCUCCUCCGCCGCCGCAGGCGAGGCCCCGACCACCGGUGAGCACCGGAUGGGGACCACCAUCGUCGGGGUCUGCUACGAGGGCGGCGUCGUCCUCGGCGCCGACUCCAGGACUAGCACUGGAAUGUAUGUAGCCAACCGCGCUUCAGACAAGAUUACUCAGCUGACAGACAAUGUCUAUGUCUGCCGCUCUGGAUCUGCUGCUGAUACACAAGUUAUUUCCGACUAUGUGCGUUAUUUCCUCCACCAACACACAAUUCAGCUUGGGCAACCAGCUACUGUUAAAGUUGCAGCCAACUUGAUUAGGCUGUUAGCUUAUCAGAACAAGAACAUGUUGCAAGCUGGCAUGAUUAUUGGAGGAUGGGACAAGUAUGAGGGAGGCCAAAUUUUUUCAGUUCCCCUUGGCGGAACAAUUCUGCGGCAACCAUUUGCAAUUGGAGGUUCGGGUUCCAGUUACCUGUAUGCGCUUCUUGAUCAUGAAUGGAGAGAGGGAAUGAGCCAGGAAGAGGCAGAGAAAUUUGUGGUGAAGGUAGUUUCCCUUGCUAUGGCCCGUGAUGGUGCUAGUGGAGGAGUUGUUCGUACAGUUACUAUAAAUGCGGAUGGUGUCAAGAGGAACUUUUACCCUGGUGACAAACUUCCUCUGUGGCAUGAAGAGUUGGAGCCUCAGAGCUCCUUGCUUGAUAUUCUUGCUGCCGGGAACCCUGACCCCAUGGUGCAGUGAAUUUGCUCUCCAGCCUCACACUCACCUUUGUGAAAUUUCCUACUGUAUGACUUGUUCAAGAUUUUAAGUGGAGAAUUUGAGAUAGUUCCUGCUGGUACACCAAAGUGUUUAUUUUCUUCUUAUUAUUACCAUGCCUUAGUAAAUUCCUGUUCGGCAGAUUGUGAUAGGUGUUCUGAGGUGUGGUUAGUAAUCAGAUUGUUGUGACUCGAGAUAAAUGGUUAGCUGUUUACUGUGAUAAGAAUACGACACUGUGAUCUGCCCAGCGGUCAUGUAAGGUGAUGCGGAAUUGCAUAUGGCUAUAUGGCUGUUGCGUA